AUGCUCGCCCUCCGCCCCCGCCUCGCCGUGUCCGCCGCUGCCGCCGCCCGCCUGUCCGUCCGCGCCCCGCUGCACGCCUUACGCGCUCGGCCGUUCUCGUCCACCGCCGCGCGCCUCCGCCCACCGGGCCCCGGCGACCCUCCAUCGCUCGGCGCACGGGUCCGCUCGGUCGUUCGGGUGACACUGUUCCUGCUCGGCUCGACGGUGGUCGGUGUCGGCGUCGUCACGGCCGCGAUCUUCCUGCACGACACGUUCACAUACGUCGAUCGCCACGUCGAUCGCGUCCCGGUCUCGCCGCUCGCGCUGCACCCCGAACGCGGCGGGCCCAAGAACCUGCCCGUCCUCCAGAGCCUCCUCAGCGACAUCGAGGACACCGACAACGAGGCGCUCGUCGCCAAACCCCACCUCGUCAUCGUCGGCGGCGGCUGGGGCGCCAUAGGCGUCAUCAACUCUCUCAACCCCGGCGAGUACCAUGUCACCGUCGUCUCACCAGAGACCUACACUACCUUCACGCCCUUGCUGCCAUCCGCCGCGGUCGGCACCGUCCAGCUUCGGUCCCUCGUCGAGCCCAUCCGCAAGAUCGUCGCCCGUCUCCACGGCCACAUGCUUUAUGCCCGCGCCAUGGACCUUGUCAUGUCCGAACGUCUGCUCGAGGUCGAGACUGAGAGGCCCGAUCCCGAGACAGGCGCUAUCAUCAAGGAGCGCAUAUAUGUCCCCUAUGACAAGCUCGUGAUCGCGGUCGGCUCGACGAGCAGCACCUUUGGCGUGCACGGGCUCGAGCACUGUUUCCAACUCAAGACCAUCGCCGACGCGCGCAACAUCCGGCAGCGCAUCCUCGACAACUUUGAGGCGGCGUCGCUGCCGACGACGUCCCCGGAGGAACGUCAGCGCCUGCUCAGCUUUGUCGUGUGCGGUGGAGGGCCGACGGGCGUGGAGACUGCGGCCGAGAUAUAUGACCUGUGCCAGGAGGACUUGAUGAACUAUUUCCCGAAAGUCUGCAGAGAGCAGGUGUCGAUACACAUCAUCCAGAGCCGAGAACACGUCCUUAACACGUACUCGGAGGCGAUCUCCAAGUAUGUGGAGCGCAAGUUUUUGAACGACCAGAUCGACUUGAUCACGUCCGCGCGCGUGACGGCGGUGUUCCCCGACCGGGUAGAGUACAAGGUCAGGACGCCGGAUGGCAAGACGGAGCGGAAAGAGAUCCCCGCGAACUUUGUGCUGUGGAGCACGGGGAUCGCAAAGAAUCCGUUCACGGAGCGGGUGUCGAAUCUGCUACCGAACCAGGUGCACAAGAAGGCGAUCGAGGUGGAUGCGCAUUUGCGCGUCAAGGGCGCGCCGGUGGGGGAGGUAUACGCGAUUGGCGAUGCGGCGACGAUCGAGACGUCGGUGGUGAGCUACCUGCUCGAGCUCGUGGACGAGGCGGACAAGAACCAGGACGGCAAGAUCGAUUAUGACGAGUGGCAGACCAUCGUGAGACGGAUCAAAAUGAAGAUCCCGAUGGCCGAGGACUCGCUGCAGCAGGUCCGAGAGCUGUUUGAUCUGUACGACACGGAUGCGGACAAUAGCCUCACGCUGAACGAGCUCGCGGUGCUCCUGCAAGAGAUCGGGAAUAAGAUCACUGCGUUGCCGGCGACAGCGCAGGUAGCCUCGCAGCAGGGAAGGUAUCUCGGGAAGAAGCUGAGCAAGCUCGCAAAGCAGCGCGAGACGCUCAUCGCGAACGGGCUCGCGUUCGGGCCUGGCGCAGACGAGGCCGUCUCGCGCCCGUUCAGGUACUUCCACCUCGGCUCGCUCGCGUAUAUCGGGAACGCGGCGGUGUUUGAUCUGGGCAGCACGAGCUUUAUGGGCGGGCUCGCGGCGAUGUACGCGUGGCGGAGCGUGUAUUGGAGCGAGCAGGUGAGCUCGCGGACGCGCGCGUUGCUUAUGAUUGAUUGGAUCGUCCGCGGUGUUUGGGGACGGGACCUGUCCCGCCUCUGA
This is a messenger RNA of Laetiporus sulphureus 93-53, 1974 nucleotides long. Its product is annotated as nucleotide-binding domain-containing protein. The transcript is spliced from 13 exons. The coding region runs from base 1 to 1974 and encodes 657 amino acids. Gene Ontology annotation, molecular function: calcium ion binding; NADH dehydrogenase activity. NCBI's taxonomy places the organism in Eukaryota, Fungi, Basidiomycota, Agaricomycetes, Polyporales, Laetiporaceae. The record is from RefSeq and is a predicted model, not a curated record.